Caenorhabditis briggsae is the source of this 2127-nucleotide messenger RNA. Gene Ontology annotation, biological process: polysaccharide biosynthetic process. The transcript has 9 exons. Bases 1 to 2127 code for a protein of 708 amino acids. Gene Ontology annotation, molecular function: acyltransferase activity, transferring groups other than amino-acyl groups. The record is from RefSeq and is a predicted model, not a curated record. Gene Ontology annotation, cellular component: membrane. NCBI's taxonomy places the organism in Eukaryota, Metazoa, Nematoda, Chromadorea, Rhabditida, Rhabditidae.
AUGGAAAAGUCUGGACAUCGUCAAGAUGUUCAGGUAGUCCGUGGAAUCGCUAUAAUUUCAGUUGUAGCAUUUCACUUUUAUCCAAAAAUUUUUCCAAAUGGAUACCUUGGCGUUGAUCAAUUUUUUGUAAUAUCCGGUUAUUUAAUGUGUAUGCUUCUCAAAAGAGUUGAGAACCGCUCAUGGUAUAUAUUAAUUGGAAGUUUCUAUUAUCGAAGAAUGAAACGAAUUGUUCCUUUAUAUUUUCUAACAAUACUUCUAGUUUUAAUGGGAUUACAUUGGCAGUUGACAUGGUCCGGAAUGGAUUCAAAUAUACGGUCUGCCAAAAAAGCGUUAAUGUUCAUAUCCAACGAGCCUGGUCUCGCAGAAUUGACCGAUUAUUUCAAUAAGCUCUCUUCUGCCCGCGACUUCUUCACACACACAUGGUCGCUUUCUGUUGAAGUACAAUUUUAUACCAUGGUACCAAUUUUGUUCCUGCUCACCAGAUGCGUUUCUCCUAAAUUUACACUACUCAUAUUUUCUACAUCUGGCGUUCUCUCGUUUUUUUAUCACUUACUAGCUUCAAAUCCUGAAGAAGCCUUUAAAAGUGUGCUUGCUAGAGUAUGGCAAUUUGUACUUGGGAUGAUAGUGUAUUUGAAAGUUUCUGAGAGACAGAGAAACCAGAAAGUGUCCGAAGAUGAGGUAGCACUUCUGGAGUUUAUGAGAAAUGAAGAAAAAAAAGAAUGCUAUUAUCAUCGAGCAGUCAAUGAUAAUAUCAAUGUUGUGCUAUUGGCAACAAUUGCAAUAACUUCGUACUCUAUACAGUUGAAUCCUUUAUUUGCAAGAGUUACUACAACCUGCUUCACAGCCCUCUUCAUUUAUUGCUGUCCUGAAAACGAGCCUCCAUUCCACAAAGUUUUCCACUUUUUUGGAGAUAUCUCUUUUGCUUUAUACUUGAUACAUUGGCCGUUCUACGCUUACUGGAAAAUGAUUGGUGCCGGCAGUUCGAUGAUUCUUGCACUAACUUUGGUUGCAGCCGUAUUUAUAGCUACUAUUGCUCAUUUGUCGUUUGAAAAGUGGUCAUUAAAACUUGGAUGGAGAAGUGUAUUUUUCCUCGUGAUAGUUCUAGCCGCGUUUAACUUCACGGCGGUAUACAAAGAAGAGAUUGAAAUGCACUUUAAAGUCUCAACCACUUCUUCCGAGUAUGUUUUUUUUUUUAAUUUAGUUUAUAUACUACUAUUUUUAAUUUUAAGAUCGUUCCAAGUUUUCAACCAAUACCUCAAUGCUACAUUCACAAGUUUUGAUCAAGUAGAUGCUCAAAAUCGGCUAUGGCAGAAAAACGAUUUUGUACAAUUGGAAAUUCCCGGAAGCAAAUCUUGGGUGGGAAUACAUAACCGUAUUAAUCUUCCCCCAGGCGGAACCUCAAAAUUCAUGAUAGUCGGAAGCUCCACAGCAGCCAAUUUAGCACCGCUAAUUCAAGACGAAUGUGGUUUCAAAGCCAAAAGUAUCGUUCAGUUCACUUUUCCAGCAUGCGAACCUAUCUAUCCAACAGAACAGUCUCAUUGUAUCAAAAAAUUGGACGAAUUUCACAAAGCGGUUGCUAUCGAAAAACCCGACUACCUUUUCCUAGGUGGUCGCUUUCUGAAUAUGGGAAAUCGAUUAGCUGCAAACCUAACAAAUCUUGAAUAUGACCAAGUGCUCGCGGUGGCUCGAGAUCGAUUGCAAAAAUACAUGGAGAGUGUGUCGCAGAAAAUCGUUUUGAUUCAUGCUUUUCCCAGACCAAGUAUUCCGAAUUUGGAAAAGCUGGCACAAUUGUUCCGAGAGAAAAAGACGCCAUUAGAAAUUGAUGUAAUUGACGUUCUAAUUUUUUCAAUGAUUAGAAAAAAUCAAAAACUGUUUCAGAAGUUGGUGAUCGAACCGAUUGAAAAUGGAUACCUAAUCGCCAGAGAGCGCUACGACGCUCUCCUUAAGGGAUGUGGACACAGAUGUGAUUUUAUAGACUAUACAACAUUUCUACGGGAUAACACCACUAACUCUGUUCGCUAUUUUAAUGACAUUGGAUUGUCCUAUUUCACGUUGGGACUUCAUCUAUCACCACUGGCGCUUGAACUCGCCCGCCCUACUAUGGCAGAACUUUGUAAAAGACUGUGA